UAUUCAAAAUGUUUUGAUUUAUCUUAUCUUGUUUAUUAUAGUUCCAAGUUUCAUUGCAUUAAGAUUCAGUCUAUAUAUUUAUUGAUUUUAUUAGGUUGAAAAACCUUAAAGCUUUUGAGUAUCACAAUUAUCAUUUAAUCUAUCAAUGUUUCAGAUGACGACGACCUUUGCCCUAAGCCAUUCGAAAAAUUCAAGGCUAGUUGUUGCUAGUCUCAUACGAAGAAUGUCUUCUGCUCAAGAUGACGUUAUUUUUCAAGACGUGGGAGAUAAGGGGGUCAUCAUACUGAAUAGACCAAAAGCCUUGAAUGCUUUGAACCUAUCAAUGAUUAAAAAAAUCGGCCCAAAGAUGAGAGAUUGGGAAUCUGAGAAAAAACUUGUCUUAGUAAAGGGAGCAGGAGGAAAGGCCUUUUGUGCAGGGGGUGAUGUGAGAGCUGUAAUUGAAUCUCAUCAAAGAGGUGAAACAUCAUGGAGAGACUUUUUCAAACUGGAAUAUGCAAACAACGCACGUAUUGGAUCCUAUAAAAUACCAUAUAUCGCCCUUAUUGACGGUAUAGUUAUGGGGGGAGGUGUCGGGCUUUCUGUUCAUGGUCAUUAUCGAGUAGCUACAGAGAGAACUCUGUUUGCAAUGCCAGAAACCCAGAUAGGGUUUUUCCCAGAUGUUGGAGGCUCCUAUUUCCUGCCCCGGAUGAAAGGGAAGCUUGGUUGGUAUCUGGCUCUAACCGGACAGAGGUUACGAGGAUCAGAUGUGCUCAGAGCAGGUAUCGCCACCCAUUUUUGUGAGAGCAAACACUUGGAUGAUCUAGAACAGGCGCUGUUGACUUGCUCAAAUCGUGGGGAUAUAGACACCGUCUUGAGUAAUUUCGAACAAAAAGAAGUUCCCCCGUUUUCUUUGGAACCAGUUUUGGCUAAAAUAGACAAAUGUUUUUCUGCUCCUAGUAUGGAAGGAAUAGUUUCGAAUUUGAAAAAAGAUGGCUCCAGUUGGGCCGAAGAAACUCUUAAAAUUCUGGAUAAAAUGUCGCCAACUAGUUUGAAGGUUACGUUGAGGCAGCUUGAGGAAGGAAGCAAAAUCAACUUGGAUGAUUGCUUGGAUCUUGAAUAUACCAUAUGUGUGAAUUUCGUUAAGAAUAAAGAUUUCGCUGAAGGUGUUCGAGCUCUCUUGAUUGACAAAGAUCAGAAUCCAAAGUGGGAUCCUCCAGCCAUAACCAAAGUUUCUGAUGAUUUUGUGAAUAGUCAUUUUGAAAAGGAACAAGAUGUUUUCAAAAAUAGGUUGUAAUUGUAAAAGACAAUAAAUUAAAUAAUAAUUGACA
Messenger RNA from Leptinotarsa decemlineata (Colorado potato beetle), 1307 nucleotides. RefSeq names its product 3-hydroxyisobutyryl-CoA hydrolase (gene Hibch). Gene Ontology annotation, cellular component: mitochondrion. Lineage: Eukaryota; Metazoa; Arthropoda; Insecta; Coleoptera; Chrysomelidae. Gene Ontology annotation, biological process: L-valine catabolic process. Gene Ontology annotation, molecular function: 3-hydroxyisobutyryl-CoA hydrolase activity. The record is from RefSeq and is a predicted model, not a curated record.